Molecule: messenger RNA, 737 nt
Organism: Megalops cyprinoides (Indo-Pacific tarpon)
Lineage: Eukaryota; Metazoa; Chordata; Actinopteri; Elopiformes; Megalopidae
Product: probable N-acetyltransferase camello
Exons: 1
Coding region: 78-737 (219 amino acids)
Molecular function (GO): N-acetyltransferase activity
Source: RefSeq, a predicted model, not a curated record
CAUAGCAAUUCACCUUUUAUGUGGUUUGGAACUGAAGAGGCUGUGUGUCUUCUUUUUAGGGGCUUUUGUGAGACCCGAUGGCCCACUAUCAAAUCCGCAAAUACCGGGACGAGGACUAUGAGACGGUCAGAGAGCUUUACUCCACGGGGUUUGGCGAGCACUUAAACGCAGUGUGCCUCCAGACCCUAAGGCAGCCAUGGGCCCAGUUUGCCCUCGUGGGCGUAUUCUGUGUCCUGUUGGCCUCUUCCGGAUCGUUCCUCCUUUCCAUCCUGGGCCUCGGCCUCGCGCUUCUGGCAGGCUGUGAGGGCGUUUGGUUCCUUUUCGGCCAGGGCAUCCAGCUCGGCCUCAGGGAGGACCUGCUGGACAUCAGGAAGUCUUACAUGCGGGGCGAGGCUUCCUGCUUCUGGGUGGCGGAGAGCGGGGAGCGCAUCGUUGGCACGGUGGCCAUCCUGCCUGCCAAGGACGAGGCGGGAUCCUGGGAGCUGAAGCGCAUCUCGGUGAGACGGGCGCACAGGGGCCGCGGCAUGGCCAAGGCGCUGUGCAGGACGGCCCUCGAUUUUGUGGCGGCGCACGGGGUGGAGAAUGUGGUGCUGUUCACGUCCAUGGUUCAAACAGAUGCCCACCAGCUGUACCGGAGUUUGGGCUUUCAGAAGGUGGAGGAGUUCGUCUGGCCGUCUUUCCCAGCCAGGAUGAUCAAGUUCAUGGUCUUUAAAUACAGAUACAGUGUUUCCCAUUAA